Oryzias latipes (Japanese medaka) is the source of this 2219-nucleotide messenger RNA. RefSeq names its product DnaJ heat shock protein family (Hsp40) member A2a (gene dnaja2a). The record is from RefSeq and is a predicted model, not a curated record. NCBI's taxonomy places the organism in Eukaryota, Metazoa, Chordata, Actinopteri, Beloniformes, Adrianichthyidae. Gene Ontology annotation, biological process: response to heat; protein folding. Gene Ontology annotation, molecular function: Hsp70 protein binding; ATP binding.
CAGGAGUCUUCCGGAAGUGAAGAAACCGGCCGAACAGACCGAUUCGCGUAGCACCACCGGCUCCGUCUCUUUGUCCGCCUCCUCCUCGCCGAAGUAACAUCCAUCGAAACACCAUGGCCAAUGUUGUGGAUACGAAACUGUACGACAUUCUGGGAGUGUCUCCGUCCGCAACGGAAAAUGAGCUAAAGAAGGCCUACAGAAAACUGGCAAAAGAAUACCACCCUGACAAGAACCCAAAUGCAGGAGACAAGUUUAAAGAAAUAAGCUUCGCCUAUGAAGUUCUGUCAAACCCGGAGAAGAAGGAGCUCUACGAUCGCUAUGGCGAACAGGGCCUACGGGAAGGAGGUGGGGGUGGCCCGGGCAUGGACGACAUCUUCUCCCACAUUUUCGGUGGCGGCCUCUUCGGCUUCAUGGGCGGCCAAGGAAAUCGCUCGAGAAACGGGGGGCGGCGGAGAGGAGAGGACAUGGUCCAUCCGCUGAAGGUUUCAUUAGAGGACCUUUACAACGGAAAAACAACCAAACUCCAACUUAGCAAGAAUGUUUUGUGUAGCUCUUGUAAUGGACAAGGAGGCAAGACGGGCGCCGUGCAAAAGUGUUCGACGUGUCGGGGGCGUGGCAUGCGCAUCAUGAUCAGACAGCUGGCCCCGGGCAUGGUCCAGCAGAUGCAGUCUGUCUGCACCGACUGCAACGGAGAAGGCGAGGUCAUCAGCGAGAAGGACCGCUGUAAAAAGUGUGAAGGCAAGAAAGUAGUGAAGGAGGUGAAGAUCUUGGAAGUCCACGUGGACAAAGGCAUGAAACAUGGACAGAAAAUCACCUUUGGGGGAGAGGCGGAUCAGGCGCCUGGCGUGGAGCCUGGAGACAUCGUCCUCGUCCUGCAGGAAAAAGAGCACGAGACCUUCAAGAGGGAAAAAAACGACCUCUUCAUAAAUCACAAGAUCGGCCUUGUGGAGGCGCUGUGUGGCUUCCAGUUCACGCUAAAGCACUUAGAUGGAAGACAGAUCGUCAUCAAGUAUCCUGCUGGAAAAGUCAUUGAACCAGGCUCGGUCAGGGUGGUGCGAGGAGAAGGCAUGCCCCAGUACCGAAACCCUUUUGAGAAGGGGGAUUUGUACGUCAAGUUUGACGUCCAGUUUCCCGACAACAACUGGAUCAGCCCUGAGAAACUUACGGAGUUGGAGGACAUGCUGCCCUCGCGGCCGGAGCCCCCCAUCAUCACCGGCGACACGGAGGAGGUGGACCUGCAGGACUACGACGUCAGCCAGAGCUCCACAUCCGGCGGGCGCAGAGAGGCGUACAACGACAGCUCCGACGACGAGAGCGGCCACCACGGGCCGGGCGUGCAGUGCGCCCAUCAGUAAUCUCCAAUUUCUCUCUUUCACAUAAAAAUAUAUAUUACAAAAAAAUAAAAACACAUGGCCUGCAUCUACUUGGGGGGGAAUGUAUGGUUUUUAGAAUAAAGAAAGAUGUCAGCGAGGCUGAGAGGGCCUGAUGGCCCCACAGUUCCAGCACCUUAAACCAUUGAAUUGUUACUAACAUGACCUGCUCCAUCUGAGGAAGGCUGCAGCUGAAGGGACUCCUCUGAGACUUCAGGUAGAUGUUGUAAAGAGAAUCUGAGAUGCAUAAACGUUGUUGCCUCCGCGAGCGCCUCGCUGAUCUGUCGUCUGGUGUUCACUGUAGUCCCCCUCCCUCCAAACGGAAACCCUCCAGUCCAGCCCUCUUCGUAAUGGGAGCUCCAGAUCAGACAGAUUGGUUAGUUUGCUGAGCCUGUGACUUGCAUUUUGUUUUCAUAGUAUUUACAUUAAUUUAAAAAUAAACUAACUGGUGUGCAGAGAUGCUGAGCUCUUUUCCACACGGUCUCAUUCUUUCUGCAGCAUUUGUAGGACUUGUUUCUGAUUUUUACACUCUUUUUUUUCUUUUGUCGUAUUUUUCCCUUUUUCUUUACAAUUUAUUUCAAAACAUAAGUUGUGUAUUUCAUUAAAGUGGUUGUUGAUAAACUUCUGCAGCUGCUGAUCCCUGAGCUGUGAUUUUCUUUUCUUUUUUAAUUUUUCUUUUUUUAAGAAAAGCAGCAGUGAAAUAAGGAAAAAAAGGAGUAAUAGUCUGUAUUUGUGCUGAGACCAUUUGCAUGUAGAGUGCGUUGGUUCCUGCACUUACCAAACAUUCAGUAAAGCAGCACUCUUCUUCAAAAAUGUUUAUGAAGUUGUUGAAUAAAUUCCCAAAUAUAA